This is a messenger RNA of Raphanus sativus (radish), 1162 nucleotides long. Its product is annotated as peptidyl-tRNA hydrolase, chloroplastic. The record is from RefSeq and is a predicted model, not a curated record. The coding region runs from base 94 to 960 and encodes 288 amino acids. NCBI's taxonomy places the organism in Eukaryota, Viridiplantae, Streptophyta, Magnoliopsida, Brassicales, Brassicaceae. The transcript has 8 exons. Gene Ontology annotation, molecular function: peptidyl-tRNA hydrolase activity.
UUGAGACUUGACACCAAGAGAACGAAUCCAAAUCCAAUCCUAUUAUUCGGAGAGAAUGAACUAAACCCUAUUCGGACAGCAGAAUAACAAACAAUGAAAGCUGCUGUCUUUCCCUCUAAAAUCGCAAGUCUAGGCCUCCCUUCUGGCCGUUUCCCACUGUUCUUCCGAUCACCGGCAUUGUCGAUAACAACAACUCCUUGUCGGAAGCUGACAGGAGGAAGGAAGGGUAUUGAAGGAUUGAUGUCUCAGUCUCCGUCCUCAUCUUCUCAAUUGUUUUCGUCUCUAUCGAAUUCAUUCUCCUCUCAGUCGGAAUCGGAGUUACCUCAGGUUCAGUUACCUUCCCCGAAGCCAAAGUCCCCGCCGCCGCAGCUCCCGUGGCUCAUAGUCGGUUUGGGGAAUCCCGGAAAGAAAUUCCAGGGCACUCGCCACAACGUUGGGUUUGAGAUGGUGGACGCUUUGGCUGAUGCAGAAGGGAUAUCAAUGAACACCGUUAACUUCAAGGCCUUGUUUGGCAAAGGCGUUAUUGGAAACAUACCGAUUAUGCUGGCGAAACCUCAAACUUUCAUGAACGCCAGUGGUGAGUCUGUUGGACAAAUUGUUUCCUUUUACAAGAUCCCGCUAAAGCAAGUACUUGUGAUUUACGAUGAUUUAGACUUGCCCUUUGGUAAACUGCGUUUAUUGCCAAAAGGUGGUCACGGAGGGCAUAAUGGGAUGAGAAGCAUUAUAGACCGGCUAAAAGGGAGCCGUGAUUUUCCACGUCUAAGAAUAGGGAUUGGACGGCCUCCAGGGAAGAUGGAUACAGCCAAUUAUGUUCUUCGCCAGUUUAACAAACAAGAACAGGAAGAGUUGGAUUAUACAUUUCAAACAGGGUUAGAGGCAAUAAGGAUCAUGUUGCUUGAAGGGUUCAACAAAAGUGCAACCUUUGUCAACACUCAGAAAUCUAUGCAACAACUCAGUUGAAAAAAAGAGAGAGAGAUUGUCCCAUCCACAUAUGAAGAACUGCAGAUUUUUCAGGCCGAUUCAUUAUUAUUAGAAAAUCAAUUCAUAUUUCCUUUGAGCAAAUUGUAUAUCACAAUAAAAACCAAAAGUUUAUUAGCCUUGACAUAAUUUGCUCUUGAUUAUAAUAAUAAAACUGAAAUAUCAAAUAUUUAAUAAAUUUAUC